Messenger RNA from Rotaria socialis, 1149 nucleotides. Lineage: Eukaryota; Metazoa; Rotifera; Eurotatoria; Philodinida; Philodinidae. The record is from the annotation of a GenBank genome assembly.
AUGCAGCUACAAAAAACAAUAUAUUUAUUCAUAUUAUUACCAAUAAUAGUUGAAUGUUAUGCUUCGUUUCAUCGUCAUUAUCGAAGUCGUAUAAAACGUACAGCAACAGAUGAAUGUUGUGUUUCAUCUAAGCUUAAUGUCGGUGCGAAAAAAGCGAAUAAUGGCCGAAAUUUCUUUCGACAAUUAGCAACCGAAACUGAUUCGUAUAAACUGAUCAAUCCAGACAAUAUGUGUAACUUAAUCCAUUUUUUAAUUCAACAAGCAUCAUUAAAUAAUAAACCUAUUUCAUUUGGAAAAGGCAUGUUUGUUAUUUUUGAUUCAACAAAUCAAAUAUUUAAUCGAUUUAUGAAAUCAAAAAGUGAACAAAAAUCAGGUGAUGGAUCAAAACAUGUAGGUUAUUUUAAACGUCUUAAACAUAUGGGCGCACAAGCUCUGAAUGGAUUAUUCAAAAAAUCAAAAAAAUCAAAUAAUCAAUCUGAUCUUAUUGAAUCUGAUACAUUUAUUUAUGUUCGUGGUGAUGAAAGUUCACAUUAUCAUCAAGAGCGUGGUUCGAAAGACGAUCGUGCACGUAAUUACCCUGCCUAUGGAAUAGAUAUUCCUGGAGCUUGUAUGCCUAGUGGCUUCGGUCAUAUACUUUUUGGUGAACUUCCAGCAAUUCGCAAUGAUAGUAAAUAUAGUGGCGGACGAAUUUAUAUAAAACCGGAAUAUUUUGGUAUUCGUCAAUUGAAGCAUUUUAUUAAACAUACUCAAUCUUAUCUUACGCAUAUGUCAAGAAAAUACGUAUGUCAAUUAAAAGACAUGCAAACAAAACCUGGUUGUUCAAAAGAAGAUGCAUUUCGUGAGAAUACUGAUAAGAAAUUAUUAGAUAAAUGGAGAAAAGUUUUAGAGACUAUUCCAAAUAUAUGGAAUGUUGAUGAGCAAUAUAUGAAUGAUGCAGCAAAAUAUGGAGUUGGAGAAAUUUAUCGACAAGCUAAACAAUUAGAAGCAUCGGGUCAUCAAGAUAAAAUAAAAGAAUUUCUUGACACAAUUAUUAAUCAAUACGGAGAUGAUUUAAGUGUAAGAAAAGGACGAGAAAUUAUUUUUACAACGAAAGGACUACUAGAUAGUCCACUUACAUGUGAACUGUUCGGCAAAAUUAAAAAAUGCUGA